AUGCACCUGAAACCCAUAACCCUCCCCCUCCUCCUCCCCCUCCUAACCCUAACCCUACCCACCGCAACAACCGCCUCCGCCAUCCCCCUCAGGAAGCAACUCCACCCCGCCAACGCCACAAUCACCAACCAAUGCCCCUUCCCCAUCUAUCUGACAGCCGUCUCCUCCCUCACGCCCCCGGAAGUCCUUCUGGGGGUCAACGCAAGCUACACGCACCCCUACCACCACGACCCGCAAACCGGCGGCAUCAGCCUGAAGCUCACGACGGUCCCGAACGGGCUGUACACGGGGGCGGCGCAGACGAUCUUCGCGUACACGUACCUCGAGCGGACGGGCCAGGUGUGGUUCGAUCUGUCGGAUGUGUUUGGGGAUCCGUUCCGGGGGUUUCGGGUGAGGUUGGGGCCGAUGCCGCUGGGGGGGAAUGGGACGGAUACGAUUGUGUGGGAGGAUGGGGUGCCGCCGCGGGGCAGUCAGGUUAGGGUUGUCGGGUGUGAGGUGGGGUUGGGGUUGGGGGUUUGUGUUUGAUUCUCAGUUGGGUUGUGUUGAAGGGGGAUGGGGU
This is a messenger RNA of Aspergillus japonicus CBS 114.51, 559 nucleotides long. Its product is annotated as Bys1 family protein. Bases 1 to 525 code for a protein of 174 amino acids. NCBI's taxonomy places the organism in Eukaryota, Fungi, Ascomycota, Eurotiomycetes, Eurotiales, Aspergillaceae. The record is from RefSeq and is a predicted model, not a curated record. The transcript has a single exon.